AUGGAAGAAAUCAAAGCUUGCAUUUCGAGUCCUUAGGCAUUUUAGCUAAAUAUAAACACAGUAGUGGAUAAAUUGAAAAAAGAGAAUGAUCUUGCUCCUAAUUUCAUUCAAUUUGCUGAUGAGAUAUUUUAAAGUAAUGAGAAGCUAUUAAAGAAGUAUCUGGUCUUGAUGAUAAUUAGAGAGGCAGUUUACACAAGUCCAGUUGGAUCUGUAACAAAUAAAUUAGCUAGCAAUAACUCAAUUUUGAAUUAUUUAUAAGAAAUUGUUAUGUUUCAGCCAGGUUCUGAAGAUGAAUUUAAAGGCAUCUAUAAAUUCGAAAAUGAUACUCCAUAGAUUGCUAUAAAAUAUUUCAAUUUGAUAUUAGAACUAAUCAAGUUUUUGGCUGAAAAGUACCCUGUCUCUUAAACCAACAAACCCACUAAGUUCAAAAUCAUGUAUGACAGAUUGGUUCAAUAAGAUAUUGUCUUUCCUAAGCAAAUUAGAGAAUUAACUGCAGAUAUCAAUGAAAUAGAGGAUGCUGUUGAAGACAACCAACCAGUCAAAAGAUAUCAAGCACAAUAAAUGGAACAAAAUCAGGAAAAUGGCAUACAUCAAUUGGAGGAAUUGCAAAUUGAAAUGAAUGAUUAAAUUGACACAAUUUGGGAUAUGCUUAAUGAUUAGAACUGCAAUCCAGAAGGGGCAAAAGACAUGUUAUAGUUUUAUUGUGAUACUUUUAAAGAGAGUGAUGCUAAAUUGCAAUAAUUGGAAUAUGAAUUAUCCGACAAACUCAGUUAACAACAGAAGGAUUAGAUUGAGUUGUUGUGUAAUUUCAUAAAGAUAUUCAAUUUAAAGUUUAAUCAUUUUGAAAGAAACAAAACUAAGAAUGGAUUCUUGGAGUUUCAACAUGCAGUUUUAACAGAGGCCAGCAAAAUUACUAAAAAGAACUAUACUCCAUCCGAUGCUUAUUAAAAAUCUAAAAUUUAGCCUCUUUCUCCCAUUAGAUAAGUAGGUUAAGAUGAAACACAAGAUGCUUCAAGAUUUAAUGAAAUUACAAAUACUUAAAUUGAGAAGAAGGAGAAAAUUGUUUAGUAAAGUAAUUAUCAAAGAGAGUUAGAAUAAUAAUAAUAACAACAAUAACAAAUUGAUUAAUCAAGAUCCUAAAAUAAAGUGAAAUAAGUCGAGAAAUAAAAAGUAAUACAAUCAUAGUAAUAUAAUUAAUAUGACGAUCCUGACCCAACUGAUAUAUAAAAUCAGCUUUUACAAUAACAAAUUUAAUAUGACUAACAGUAAUAAUAAAAGUAGUAUUAGGAUCAAUAGAAGUAUUAAAUUUAGUAAGAUCAAUAGAAAUAUUAAAUUUAGUAAGAUUAUAAUCAUUAAAAAUCUUCAAAACCAGCUCAAUAGAAUAACACACUUUUACUAGAAACUGAUUAUUCUCAAUUCGAGCAAACAAUUCCAUCAUAGAAUAGAAAUUAAUUUGCUUAAGAUUAUUAUUAACAACCCUCAAAAUAAGAGGAUAAACACGGAUCUUUGGAAUAGUAUCAAGAUUAAUAUACUUAAAAACCGUAAGGAAUGAAAUUAACAUUCGGGAACAGAAUUGAACAAGAAUAAGAUUAAAAGAGGGAAGGGUCAAGUUAAGUGUAAUCUAAGGAAGUCAGGAACACAGGGCAUAAUUUAUAAUAGCAGCAAUAUGAUGUUUUUUAGCAGCAAGUUAGUGCACCUUAUCCUGGUUAUCAAUAGAAUAAUCAAUUUCUAGAUAUAUUUCAAAAAUUAAGUAAAAGUGGGUAUACAUAAAAAAUGAUUGAUGUUUGGAAGAAGACAUGUUUAUUGGGGAAGGGAAACUUAUUUGAGAAUGAUUUGAUCAGAGUUUAUUGUACAUUUGGAUUACAGUUUCAAGUGUUGAACAAUAAAAAUUACUUAAAGAUUUCGUUGUACAUUUUAAACAAGAUUGAUCAAAGUCUAUCGAUUAAUAUCAAAUUUCAAGGCGAUAAAUCAACGAAGUUUUGGAUAAAGUCUGAUAAUAAAAAGGUUUUGGAACGAGAAUUGCAAUAUUUGAUUGUGGUUGAUGAGUGCAAGGAACUCAUUAAUUGUUAGAUACAGAUAGACAAUCAAAUUUUGAAUGUGUUGUUGCCAACGAGUCAGUAUAAUUUUAUAGAUUUUCUGGAUUUGAGGGCAGAGAUAUUUUAGGUUAAGAUUAAGGAUGUGCGAUUUUAUUAAAGUCAGCCAUUUAGAUUGCAGAUUGGUUGGGACACUUUUAAGAAAAUCAGAUUUACUGAAGUGAAUAAUUACUAUGGUAAGGGAUUUGUGAUUAUUUAAUUAGGAGCUACUUAUGGAAACAAUAAUUACGUCAGAGUAAUGAUGAUAGAGAAAAAUAUAUGGAUCGUAGAGGCUACCGAUUAAAAUCUCAUUCCAUAAUUAUUAUUUUUGUUUUCUUGA
Paramecium tetraurelia is the source of this 2412-nucleotide messenger RNA. RefSeq lists its product as uncharacterized. The transcript has 6 exons. The record is from RefSeq and is a predicted model, not a curated record. Lineage: Eukaryota; Ciliophora; Oligohymenophorea; Peniculida; Parameciidae.